Puccinia triticina is the source of this 1059-nucleotide messenger RNA. RefSeq lists its product as uncharacterized. The transcript has 5 exons. The coding region runs from base 1 to 1059 and encodes 352 amino acids. Gene Ontology annotation, cellular component: SAGA complex. NCBI's taxonomy places the organism in Eukaryota, Fungi, Basidiomycota, Pucciniomycetes, Pucciniales, Pucciniaceae. The record is from RefSeq and is a predicted model, not a curated record.
AUGAGCACUCGUCGCCGGAAUCCGAAUGGGAAUUCUGCAAACCACAGUGGCGAAGAUGUCAGCAUCUGGCGAGACCUCUACCAACGCUUGAACCAGCUCAUCGUCGCGCAGGACCGCACCAGCCAGUCUGCCCUCCAGCUCUCGAAACUGCUUGCCCCUCAUGACGCCCUAUCCGCUUCAAUCGACUCGCUCUCUAAACACGUCACCGAUGAACUCGGGAUCUUGGAGGUUUGCCUCGAAAGGCUUGGGAUCUUGAUUGCGCUCCGCGAAGCGCCCCCUGAUCCACCAUUGCAAGGCCGGUCUACUAAAAAACGUCGAUUGGAACCGGCUAGCUCGGCGGGCUCAUGUGAUCGUGGCGUCUCACCAUUCGCAAGUACAUCGACGUCCAACAGCCAGACCCAGGCCACUAGCGAGCAGCCCACUGCCGACUCACCCGCCAGUAGGAUCUCCUCCCCCGCCCCGCUCUCCUCCCUGCCCGCCAUGUUCACCCAGACUCAAACCCGAUCCCAAGUAGGCUCGCGCUCCAGCACCCCGAUCUCCGACGGGAGCACCUCCAAGAAGACCGACUGCUCGAGCACCGUCAGUGCACGGCCGACCAGCUUCAGAGCCGACCGACGAGUCGCCUUCAGAGACCAACUCCCAUUACUCCCCGGCCGCUUGGUCGCUUUUAAACGUCCUCGGAAGCCUUCCGAAAACACUAGUGAAGAGCAUUGGAUCAUGGCCAAGGUUGUCAAGUGUAUAUCUGGCGAUAGAAACCGCUAUGAAGUAGAAGAUGUAGAUGAGGAAGGACGGAAGGGCUCGAAACAGUUCAGCUGGAAUACGACACUCAAGUCGAUCAUUCCCCUGCCUGUCAAAGACCACCCCGACACCUAUCCGCAAACCAUCCUGCACCCAGGUACCACCGUCCUGGGCCUCUACCCCGACACGACCACCUUCUACAAGGGUAGGGUCAAGUCCUGCCCCUCCGAUCGAGUCCGUAGAUAUAAGGUCCUCUUCGAUGAUGAUGCCGAAACCGGCCCGCUCAAUGUUAACAUGGAACAUCUCGUCCCAAUCACUUGA